UGAGCCCGAUAGGUUUCGCUAAUUAUCGCAACAAAACAGGCUGAGUUUUGUUUACUUUUGCGAAGUUUCGUUCCGCAUUGUAAAGCAUGACAAUAUUAAGUUUUAAGCAUGACUAGAUAUACACGCAAAGACCCAGGCUCUGCUUCAACUCCCUAUUCCAGGGAGAACAGAAACAUGAAACCGGCUUAUGAUGGUUCCCAGGGCUUGGAACGCUCAUCCUGGGCGCAUCGCAAAAAUUGUGAUAACUCACAGGAGUCAGUGAGUAGGGGAGGGCGCUAUGAAACUGUUCAGCGAAGAUCCCCAAUUAGGAGCGUUCAUCAGCAGCGUAAACGAAACGGAUCAUUGGACGCAAAAGAAAAGAAUCUCAAACGGUCCAGAGGUGCGGAUGAAUCCCAUAUUUCGGAUUGGAAGUAUAAGGAGUUGAUCCGGGACAACCUGUCAAUGGCCUUGGUGGAUGAACUCCACCCAGACGGCUGCUUGCUCUUCGAAAAGUGGGGGGAAAUCGAGAGCAGGCUGGCGGACAUGGUGGCGAAUAGACUAACGGCUGUGCCGCAAGGACCCAACCCGCUGCUUGACUCGUCACUAGUUAUAUGGGGCCACCGGGUGAUAAGGUGUGAGGACGGCUUCUCCAAGAUCUUCCUAGAGGAUUGCAUUAAGUACUUAGCCGACGAAUGGGAUGGAUUACGCAUCAAGCUUGUUCACGCCAGCGAAAUACCCAGUCCUAGUCAAGCGGACCGGGUUGAGCAUACGGAGGAGACGGUUGAGAACUCGUUUGGCUGGACACUACCUCGAGGAGCUCAGUUGUCCGAAGCAGUGAUCCGUGAGAUCCAGAUACGUUUGCAAAACAAGCGAAGAGGCCGUCAGCUGCGGUUCCUGAUUAAGGAUGGUCCAAUAACCUGGAAAGUAAAUAUUGGUCGAGGAUUACGAGUGCGCAUAGCGUAUAAUAUUCACGCAGAGGAGACGACGCGCAUGGAGGAGACCAAUGAGGUAGAAGUGGAACAACCAAAGGAGGCGGACAAACCAAAGAAUAUCAGGCAAACUAAGGUAACUUCUCAGGCGGAGGAGGUAACGCCAUCUAAUGUUGAACAACAGACCGAGGUAAACUCAUUCGGCUGGAUAGUACCUCGAGGAGCUCAGUUCUCCGACGCUGCGAUCUUAGAAAUAAAAAACGGAUUUCUGCACAAGUCAAAAGGACAAGCGGCCCAGUUCCUGGUUAAUGAUGAGGGAAAAUCUUGGAGUGUGUCCAUCGGAAAAGACUUUCGAGUACGCAUUACACAAGAUGUACCUGUGCAUACUGAGGUAAACAGGAAACAGACGGAGGCGAAUGUGUCAGAUUGGAUAGUACCGCCAGGAGCUGAACUGUCUGAGGCUGUGAUCCAGGAGAUUCAGGCCCGUUUGCUGAAUAGAACCAAUAGGAAUCGGUUCAAAUUCCUGGUAAGGGACGGGCUUAAACGGUGGAGAGUAUGCAUUCGAGGAGGUCAGUUUGUGAGCCUCACCCCACAAAUUCCCCCCCUGCAGGAAAUGGAUCCCUCGAACUCUACGGAGCUGGAGAUCACGGAUAAGUCGAUGGAGAUGGAGCCGAUUGGAAAUACGGAGCGCUCAGAGGAUGCGGCUCAUGCGAAGGACCCUAACCAGACGGAAAAUGUGGAACAGGCGGAUCAGUCCGCUUGGAUCUUACCCCCCGGAGCUGAACUGUCCAACAAAGCGAUUCUGCUCAUUCAGGAGCGUAUACAAAAAUCGUCUCGCAAAGGUCGGUGCCGAUUCUUGGUCAAGGAUGGCGACAGCUUGUGGAGAGUCUUCCAUGAGGAAAACCAACCAGUUCGCAUCGUUCCACACAAUUCGGACCUCAAAACCACGGGAGACAACAAGAAAUAUUAGCAUUUAAAAGGUUAAGGGAUUUGGAAAAACCGAAGAUCAGAUUCAGCUGUGUAUUUACUGAUUUAACUUUAUUAAACAUAGGAAAACGGAUUUUUUGAAACCAAUAAACAAUUGAAGGAAAAAACUCGA
Molecule: messenger RNA, 2007 nt
Organism: Drosophila yakuba
Lineage: Eukaryota; Metazoa; Arthropoda; Insecta; Diptera; Drosophilidae
Exons: 2
Coding region: 109-1878 (589 amino acids)
Source: RefSeq, a predicted model, not a curated record